CUCUAAACGGGCUUGGUAAAUAGUGGCUCCUUCAUACUGACUGGCACCCGCGGACGAUUACUAAAAUACGACAAACCCUCCGUAACGGAUUCCUUGCUGGAGACAGUGCAUAAAGGCAACUAGAGUCGUGAAGAAGCCUCUCUGAAUCAUGGGGAACAUUUUUGGGAAUCUGUUGAAGAGCCUCAUAGGAAAGAAGGAGAUGAGGAUCCUGAUGGUGGGCCUUGACGCGGCAGGAAAAACUACAAUCCUCUACAAACUGAAACUGGGGGAAAUAGUCACCACAAUCCCAACCAUCGGCUUUAAUGUGGAGACAGUGGAGUACAAGAACAUCAGCUUCACUGUGUGGGAUGUUGGUGGGCAGGACAAGAUCCGCCCCCUCUGGAGACACUACUUUCAAAACACACAGGGUUUAAUCUUUGUGGUGGACAGCAACGACAGAGAGCGUGUCAAUGAGGCACGAGAGGAGCUGAUGAGGAUGCUGGCUGAGGAUGAGCUGAGAGAUGCAGUGCUCCUCGUGUUUGCCAAUAAACAGGACUUGCCAAACGCCAUGAACGCCGCCGAGAUCACAGAUAAGUUGGGUUUACACUCCCUGCGCCACCGUAACUGGUACAUCCAGGCCACCUGCGCCACCAGCGGCGACGGCCUCUACGAGGGCCUCGAUUGGCUGGCCAAUCAGCUCAAGAACAAAAAGUAGGAGGAUGGGAAGCAUCCGGCAGCUACAACCGUAUUACUUUUUCUUUGUUUCAUUUGGGACUGAGGGGCGCAGGAUAGAAGAAUUUGAGGGAGAUUUUAGGCUUUCAUUUUCAGCCUGUCAUUUUCUGAGCCCAUUUUUAACCACACAUAGACACACAAACCAUAAAGAAUCACUCUGGCACGUGCUUUUCUUGUGUCCACCUCUUGUGUUUAGGUGCAGUGUACUGUAUGUUUGUUGCGUCACGUGAUGCCACCACAGCGGCGAGAUUGACUCUUGUGUGUUUUCUCACUGAGGCACAUGCUCAGUCAUAUUGUUUCACGGUUUCCCCCCCCAAGUUAACGAAGCGAUCUUUGACAACAACAACCACUAUGGAGAGCUGUUUGAGCAUUUUAUUCGAUAUCCUUGUUAUCUAGCUUAAGGUCCAUGUACUAGUACGCGCUUUGUCUUCACUCCUGUAUGCCAAUUUACAUACGGCUCUUCUUCUCUCCCUCUUAUGGGGAAUCUGACCACAACUUGAGACCACCAACCGGUUGGCUGGCAACCAGUUCGGGCGUGUACCUCGCCUCUCGCCCGAGGAUAGCUGGGAUGGGCUCCAACACGCUCGCAACGCUGGUGGGGAUAAGCGGAACGACAGAGAAAUGAAUGGGGAAAAAAAGUUCGGUCGAAAGAAACAAAGGAGGCGCUGCAGUUGUGUUUCAUUAUCACCGACAGUUGUUUAUUUAUUUAUUAUUAUUAUUUUUUUUUCUUUUUAAAUAUUAUCUACUAUGAUUGUUUUAUUUAUUUAUUUAUUUAUUUUACUGCUGUAAUGCCUGAGUUUCCCCUCUGGGGAUCAAUAAAGGCUCUUUACUAGAAGGACAACUUUGGCAUGCUAGUAGGACAAAUACAUCUUAUGAGUGAGGCAAAAUUGUACUAGCUGACAACUGCGUGUUACUAGCACUACUGGUGACAUUAUAAAAUUCUACUAGUUAAUAUCUUGGGCAUAUCUUGUACUAUAAGUGCACAGUUUUGCCUCACUAGUGACAUUUAGUUGUUCUACGAGAAUGCCAAAGUUGUCCUACUAGUGUGCAGCAAUGUCAUACAGCAGUGGAAAAAGCAUGACUCGUAAGACAUAGUCGCUCUGCAUUCUUCGAGGGCACUGAAUUGUCUUACUAGUGAGGACAAAGUGCAGACUAGUGCAUGGAUCUUAAGAUGGAUAUCAAGGAUAUCGAAUAAAAUGUUCAAUCAGGUUUCCACAUACAACCACAGGCGGCUAAUAUAUCAACACUACAUUCUGAGUUGUGUGUAUUCACUCUGGUACAAGAGGAACAAAUUCUCAUCACACAAAGCCUUUUUUGGCGGUUCAAAAACACUUGUAUCAAAAUGAGUUGUCAUUCUUGUUAUUGUUCGUCUGAUUGGUGGGAAGGUUGUGUCAUUGCAACCUCAUAACUGUGUUUAUUAAAUGUGAAUAUUAUGUGCGGCUGUAGAAAAGGCUGUUAAGUAUAUUUAUUUUACACAAAGUCAUUUAUUUAGGUGAUGUGUCAGUAUAGGAACGAAAGCAGGGUAAAGCAGAUCAAAAUGUGGGCACAAGCAAACGACGGAUACCAGCAGGUUUCUGUCUAGUAAUCUAAAAAGAAUUUGUCUGUGCCGUACAUGACAACUAUUCUACUGUAAGUGUAUCUGUACAUCUAUUAUAUGUUCAAUCAUGAGUUUGAUCAUUUGGGUUUUGUGGCCUUAUAUUUAGUGACGGUUGAAAUUGAUUUGAUCUUUUGCUUCUGAAUAUUUAUAAGGAAUAUUGUAUUGAUUACUUUUCUCUAUUACACUGUCAAAACACAGAUUUGUGCACUGUAGUGUGAGAUGAUUAGGCAAAGGUUUGUCCUGCUGUAGCUUCUGUUUUGCCCAUAUACUUGAUCCAUAUUUAGUGGUAGGUCUUCCUUUGUAUAGGUGAUGGGAUGGGGCUGGGUGUAUUUAAACUUAACAUGUGACCAUGUCAGUAAAGCGAAUGAGAAAAGAGAAGGUAUUCAUUCUGUACCGUUCUAGUUACACACGUAGACGACAAUGUUUCAGUGCUGAAUGCAUGGAGACAGACCUCUGUAUGUGAUGAUCACUUCUGCUGUAUCACAAAUAAACCCAUUUUCUGUAGG
This is a messenger RNA of Phycodurus eques (leafy seadragon), 2814 nucleotides long. Its product is annotated as ADP-ribosylation factor 3. Lineage: Eukaryota; Metazoa; Chordata; Actinopteri; Syngnathiformes; Syngnathidae. Gene Ontology annotation, biological process: intracellular protein transport; vesicle-mediated transport. Bases 149 to 694 code for a protein of 181 amino acids. Gene Ontology annotation, cellular component: cytoplasm; plasma membrane. The record is from RefSeq and is a predicted model, not a curated record. The transcript has 5 exons. Gene Ontology annotation, molecular function: GTP binding; GTPase activity.